CAAGCAUCACAAGCUCGAUGCAAGGAGUAGCGUAUUCCGGUAUCAUGGCUUUACGGUCUACGACAGCUAUUGUUCGUAAUAUUCCUAACGUCUUUGUUGAGGCAUUGAGACUAGAUGGUUCUCAGGCAGUUGUGCUCGAAAAAGCGAAACAACAGUUCAACAAUUACAUCGAGACCUUGGAACAAUGUGGUGUCAAAGUAGUGAGUCUGCCAUCGGAUGAACGAUUCCCCGAUUGCCCUUUCGUUGAAGAUGUUGCUGUUGUUAUCGGUGCACGUGCGCUUGUCACUCGCCCUGGUCACCCGUCACGUCGAGGGGAGAUGACGGUGAUGAGGGAGGCGCUGAAGUCGCUGCAGAAGGCCCCUCAGAUCUACGAGAUGGAGGAUCCUGAAGCCUUCGUGGAUGGAGGGGAUGUCUUGUUUACAGGUCGGGAGAUAUUUGUUGGUCAGUCAUCCAGAACCAAUCAGAAAGGUGUACAGUGCUUGGCAAAAACAUUCCCAGAAUUCUCUGUGACGCCAUUUCCUAUAAGAAGCUCGCUGCAUUUGAAGAGUUUGGCUACCAUGUGUGGUGAUGACAUGAUAGCUGUUGGAGGGGAUCAGGAAGCUGCAGAAACACUCAAGUCGAUGAAGUCACAGGCCAAGUUCAAGUACAACUAUGUCCAGCUGGACAGCAACUCUGCGGCCAAUGUCCUGCUGGUCAACGACAACGUGUUUGUGAAGCCCGGGGAGGAGAUUGGGCACCACAACUAUGAUAUACUUAAAAAGCAUGUGAAGGGGAGAAUUAUUGACGUCCCAUUCUCGGAGUUCUACAAGGUGGACGGCUGCCUCACCUGCUGUUCGGUGCUCAUAAACCAGGAAGCUGUGUCCGGAUAGACAACCUUAUAUUAUACACCUGCUCAUUUUUCCUAACAAAUUACGAUAUGUCCAUCUAUCAAUUUGUAAACAAGUCUUAUGUCUGUUGUCAUGGUGAAUAAGGUAUUGGCAAAGCUGUCUGUUGGAUUAUAUACUUAUUGUUUGAAAAUUAUAUUUCUAGGUUCUGACUUCUGAUUACCUCAGCUCCUCCUUUUUAUACAAGUUUCACAGUGAUAUAAGCUUCUGUACAACAGUGAUGCUGUCCUCAAAGUCAUCUACCUCGUGAUUGUUAACUCUAUGUGACACCUGCGUCAUGAUACUUUAAAUCAUUUUUCCCUGUUAUGAUGAAACCCAAAUCCACACCAGUUAAGUUAACACUUUUUAAACUUUAUUUAGCCAGAAUUGUUACUCAUUGUUCAAAGCAGAGGGUUGAAAUGUAUCUUUUUCUUAAUUUUUCAUAAAUAUUUAUAAUUUUAGUUUUUACAGUUUGUAUAUGUGAUUGGUCAUUGUCAUAUUUUUGGUUAAAUCUGAGGGUCAUAUUGUGAAAGCAAAAGUCUCAAUAUCUUCUACCUCAAGUUUUUAAUUAAUAUAUACACAACCUUGUUCUGUUAAAGAGAGUAUGUUGUGGCUAUUACCGUGGUUAUUGAUUAUUAUGUUAGUUAAUUCAGACUGACAAUAAAAGUACUGUUAGACGAGGGUAUUAUCGGGGAUCCCAAGCUUAUCAGGUGUAAUUGGAAAUAUCAUCCUUAGGGACAUGAAUAUUGUUGAAACUGUGUUCAGUAUUUCGAGUUAAACGAGUCAUUAUUUCUGCUUCUGCUGAUUGUAGCCAUUGUGCCAUUAUGGUUAGUGUUUGCAGAGAUGACCACAGCCAACUAUGUGAUGUCAUUGGAACACCGGAAAUAUCCGAGGAUGAAGUCAUUUGUAUUUUUGUGACAUCACAAAUGGUUUAUGUGUGGUAUUUUUCGACAAUGGUUGAUUACCUUAGCCAAUGUCAGGAUGCGGAAGUAUACUACUAACACUUUGUUAAGGAUCACAAAAAUUCCCAACUUUACUUAAACAUAGAUUUAUAAUUUAAAAUUGUAUCCAUUUAAAACUAGAUAAAUAAUGAUAUGAUAACCCCUCUUUAGGAAAAC
Haliotis rubra (blacklip abalone) is the source of this 1981-nucleotide messenger RNA. Its product is annotated as N(G),N(G)-dimethylarginine dimethylaminohydrolase 1-like. The transcript is spliced from 6 exons. The record is from RefSeq and is a predicted model, not a curated record. The coding region runs from base 18 to 869 and encodes 283 amino acids. NCBI's taxonomy places the organism in Eukaryota, Metazoa, Mollusca, Gastropoda, Lepetellida, Haliotidae. Gene Ontology annotation, molecular function: dimethylargininase activity; amino acid binding. Gene Ontology annotation, biological process: positive regulation of nitric oxide biosynthetic process; arginine metabolic process.